GGCAGUCAGCAACGAACUGCCUUUGCUCUCACCUUCCGUCUCGUCUCGUCCGGUUGAAUCUAAACAUCAGGUGAAAGAAGCACAUGAAUCAAGUGUGUUUUAUUUUUUCUCUCCAAUGGUUAUAUAUGAAGAGAAUGCUGUGGAAUGCUGCUAUUUGGGUUCCGGGCAAACAAGCUGCCCUACUGUCACCCAGCAGCAGCAGCGCAUGAGAGAGGCUCGAGGACGGACUCCUCCCCACCUACCCGUGACACUUUCAAGACAGCGCUGAGAAAGGAUAGCAGCCUUUUUCGGCCAGUCUGCGAACAGAGCAGUGAGACAGAGUUACGUAUAAACGUCUUCACUGCAGCCGGGGGUUGCUAUAUGGCUUUCCAAAGUUCCAUCUCUGAAAACGUUGACAUGUGACAGACUCGAGCUAAAGCGCGACAUUGCUUCUUUUCGUUUCUCAUUAUUGGACUUGGACCUACCCUCUGCGCUGUUGAUUCCCAGCGAACAGUCCUGACACGGAUCCAGCUCAGCGCAUGCCAUGACCUUACAGAGACUGCUGUAUUAGAUGGUCAUUCUAAUCAACGUUUUAUACAUCUGACUGCAUGUAUUAAUAUCCCUUUUUGUACAUUUGUGUGAAAAAGUGUCUAACCAAGGAGUGAUUUGUACGUAUCCUGGAGCCGUCAAAGCUGACGUCCCAUGAACACAUAAAACUGGACCCGGACACUGAACCUGAGCGAGAUGCACUACACACAGCGACACUAGCAUUUGAUAACUUCACCUGCUACCGUCGUCCAUUCAUUUGAACCAAGUGACCAGCAAGGCGUCAGCUAUAUCGCAGGUUGCGCUAUCAAAGCCCUUCGCACGUAGGGGUGUAGGAGACAGCGAUAUUCUGUUGUAUUGAAUUGUCCUGCCUAUUUCUGUCAUCCAUAAACUGCGACAGAGGAAAGAAAAGGCACACAAAUGUAAACGAAAGAAGGCAUCUCUCUAGCUGAAGUGUACCUAGAACUGACAGAUCGUGCAGUCACCCCGCAUCGAAGAGGAAUACGUGCCGAACUUUGCUGUUGUGAUGUUGAAAGUGGAGAUGGUGCUAUUUGUCUUUCUGGUGCUAUGGAUGUGUGUAUUCAGCCAGGAGCCCAGCUCCAAGGUGGUGGCCGACCGSUAUGCCGUCUUCUGGAACCGAACCAACCCCAGGUUCCACCGUGGAGACUACCACAUUGACGUGUGUAUAAACGACUACCUGGAUGUGUUCUGUCCCCACUAUGAAGACACGGUGCCGGAGGAGCGGACGGAGCGUUACGUCCUCUACAUGGUCAACUACGACGGCUACAGUACGUGUGACCACACCGCCAAGGGCUUCAAACGCUGGGAGUGUAACAGGCCUCACUCCCCCAACGGACCACUCAAGUUCUCCGAGAAGUUCCAACUCUUCACCCCCUUCUCUCUGGGCUUCGAGUUCAGACCGGGCAGAGAGUACUACUAUAUCUCCUCCACCAUCGCCGAGAACGGACGAAGAACAUGCCUGAAACUCAAAGUCUUUGUCCGACCAUCAAACAGCUGUGUGAAAACUAUAGGUGUACAUGACCGUGUUUUUGACGUAAACGACAAAGUAGACAAUUCAUUAGAACCCCGAGCCCCACCCCCAGUGCCUCUCAUUUAA
Messenger RNA from Salvelinus sp. IW2-2015, 1642 nucleotides. The record is from RefSeq and is a predicted model, not a curated record. NCBI's taxonomy places the organism in Eukaryota, Metazoa, Chordata, Actinopteri, Salmoniformes, Salmonidae.